CACACACACACACACACACACACACACACACACACACACACAGGGAGCAGUAGGUGAGAGGGGAAAGGCAGAACCAGGAAACAUUAGAACAACCAGGCUGCCUCAGAACCGACAGCAGGAUAUUUAAACCUCCGUUGGACUGACAGGAAGUCAGUGUGAAGUUCUGUGAACUGGACUGAUGUGAUCUACCUUCUGGGUUCUGCAGCAGUUCUGAAGUCUUGUCCUCAUCAUGGCUGACUGCAGCAGAACUGUGGCCGAUGUAAAGAGCCUCAUGGAGUCCUUCAGUGGUUCCGGUCCCCAGCAGAUGACAGAGUUCUACGACCGCUGGGCUCCGACGUACGAACAGGAUACAAACACACUGAACUACAGACCAGCACAUCUGGCUGUAGAGUUAAUAAACUCCAAGUUCAGCGGGAGCCGAGAGGAGGCUCAGGUUCUGGACCUCGCCUGUGGCACCGGACUGGCCGCUAAACUGAUGUCUGAACUGGGCUUCAGGCACUUUGUGGGUGUGGACUGCAGUAAAGGCAUGCUGGACCAGGCUGCCAAGACCGGACUGUACCAGGACCUCAAACUGGCCUCACUGGGAGCACAACAACUGCCUGCAGAGGCUGGUACGUUCCAUGUGGUGAUGAUCAUCGGUGCUUUACAUGAAGAUUAUGUUCCGGUCAGUGUUGUCAGGGAGAUCUGUGACGCCCUCAGACCAGGAGGCUACGCCUGCAUGACGGCUGUGGACCCAUCAUCAGAGAGUGGAGACAGAUACAGGGCGUCUCUGCAGAGAGAGCUGCAGCUGAUGGAGGAGGAGGGACUGUGGACUCACGUCUCCACCCAACAGAUUGAACGAUACAUGCUCGAUGUUUUUGAUGAUCAUGAUGACAAGCAGGGCGAGCGGUACUUUCAGGGGACCAUGUUCCUGUACAGGAAGUCACUGGACUAGAGUCCAUGUCCACAGUUCUGUAUAUUUUUAACACCACAUAUAUCACUGUAUACCAGCUCCCUUGAGAAACCAGGCUGCUAUUGGUCAGAACUGCUGGACUGUGAUAAAAAUAUCCAUAUAAAAAUAAAAGAAGCAGUAAAAUAUAAUAAAAAGUGGUGUGUCCCAUUUAGUAACACAGUUCUGCACUAGUCACUGCUGGGUGUUUCCAGAGUGAAUGUCUGUCCAGUGUCCAGUUUAAAAUUGAUGGUACUCUUGAGGAAGAGACAUCCUCGACUGAUUAAAUCAAGUUUGUUUUAUUUAGGCCUGUCAAGACCCUAAAAAUCCAUUCACAAUAAAAUAAUAUGGCGACAAACUUGAACUUAUUGAACAAAGUGAACAAAUUACCUGGCAGCAUCUAAAAAAAUACAGCAUGUGGGUUUUUUUUUUUUACGGAUUAUAAAUAAUAAAGACUCGUGUGAGAUGCCA
Molecule: messenger RNA, 1399 nt
Organism: Acanthopagrus latus (yellowfin seabream)
Lineage: Eukaryota; Metazoa; Chordata; Actinopteri; Spariformes; Sparidae
Product: methyltransferase-like protein 27
Exons: 5
Coding region: 230-934 (234 amino acids)
Source: RefSeq, a predicted model, not a curated record